This is a messenger RNA of Chelonia mydas (Green sea turtle), 4103 nucleotides long. It is a transcript of the gene RNF208, whose product is annotated as ring finger protein 208. Gene Ontology annotation, biological process: protein ubiquitination. The record is from RefSeq and is a predicted model, not a curated record. Gene Ontology annotation, molecular function: ubiquitin protein ligase activity. Bases 2384 to 3205 code for a protein of 273 amino acids. The transcript is spliced from 2 exons. NCBI's taxonomy places the organism in Eukaryota, Metazoa, Chordata, Testudines, Cheloniidae.
GUCCGGCUGUGCCUCCUAGGAGACUCCACCAGGGGUCAAAGCAGGUCUAUGCUCUGAAAUGGCCUCUGCUGGCCUCCCAGAGUGGCAGGGGAGGCAAUAGCCAGGCAGCAUGUGCAUUUGCGGGGUGCUCCGAGGCUGACCUGGGCUGCGAGGGUGGCAGAGAUUCAUUGCUGCAGCAGCAGUAGCAGGCAGCUCAAACGGCGGAAAAAGUGUGAGGGGGAGGAAGGAAGCCCAGACCACAGUCUGUGCUCUCACACCCGAGCGAGCGGAGAGCUUGCUGAGAGCUGCAGCCAUCCUGCCAUCGAGGGGGGAAAUCCCCUUCACCCCCUCCCCCAGGGAGCUUGCAUAGCAAGCAGCCUGCCUGGAACCGGCUGCUGCACGAGCAGAGACGAGCAGAGGAGCUGAGCUAAAUGCUGCUGAGGGAGGGGAAAAGACUCAUGAAUGACGAGGGGGAGGGAGCUGAUAUUGGGCACUAGGGCUCUGCGGCCCUCUGGGCUCCAUGCUGCUGAUAGCGAGAAAUGUGAGCUGGCUGCAUCACUGCAGUACCCACUGCAGACACACAGAGAGAGGGGGAGAGAGAGCAGCAAGGAACCAGCUCCCAGCACUGAGCAUCCUGGGGACAGGCUCCCUCACAGCUCCCAGGGAGAGCCUUCCACAGCAGCAGCGAGAGCAGCAAAGAGACCACCUCCAGCACUGAGCAUCCCCAGGGGACAGGGUCCGCCAGCAACAGCAAGGAUUUGGCAAGGCCCUUGCUUCCAGCCAGCCCUGUAUCUGCUGUGCUGCCAAGGAUCUUGCCUUUGCAGAGAUGAUCCCAGGAAAGCUACUAGCAGAUGCUGCCGCCUCUUGUAAGGUUCUGCCAGUUCAGUAGCCUGCAGAUGCCGUGUGCGCUUGCCGUCGCAGACAGUGUUGCAUCAGCUUCUUACCUGUCGAAGCAAAAUCCCAUCCUGCCCAGAGAGCAGGUUUGCUGUCGUACUGGUGCGAGGAGUCGAGGAAGCGAAAGCCCUGGGAAGAGGCAGUUGUCCUUCAUCAUUGCAGCCUGGAAGAGUCGCAUCCCUGGGAUCGAAGGUGCAGUCAGGAGCAGUCCUAGGGAACCUCCGCAGCAGGCCUGGCAGGGAGCUGGGCUCGCUCCUGAGCCCACUGGCCUGCAGGUACCUCGGAGGGCUGGCCAUUGCACAGCAUCCGGAACAAGCACAGCUGGGGGAGAGCCCUUCCUCCUUGAGUGCGGCCUUUGUGUCCUGCCCUUUAGGGGAUAAUCACCUCUUUGCUGGGCUGGAUAUUGAACAGCAGAAGAGGCUGCACUGAGCAGGCUGUUGCCAGGGGCCAUCAGGAAGCUGGACUGGAACUGAGGAAGAGCCAAGCACGAUUUGGAGAGGGUGUGGAUAACAGAGUCAUCUCCUCUGCCUUUCAGAUAACCUCUAGUGACUGAGGCCUCCAGUCCGCUGGCAGUUUGCCUGGCCCAGAGAGAGGAGCCAGCCCCACAAGGCAGGAGCCUCCUUAAAUAACAGAGCUUUGCAGCCCCACAGCCCAUCCCAGCCUUUUCCUGCGAGUGGCUGCAGGGAACGUGGAGCUGAGGCUGGGGCAGCGAGGCAGGUCUGAUCGGUGGCUACACCCCCUGCGUCCCCACCAACGGAGCAUGCCACUGCAAAGGUGAGCCCGGUCCGCUCCUCACCCCAGCAGGACGCUUCCUGGCUCUGGGUCUGGUGCCCAGCUACUACCCUGGGGGAGCUGCAGGCUCCGCGAACCUCAGUGACUGCGAGUGGGAGAGACGAAGUCAGAGCAAAGGAAUUCACACACACAUUCUUCAGCCCUGCCAGGAUCUUACCCAGAAAGAGGAAUACAGGCUGGGUGGGGGCAGGGCACCUGUGGAAAGGUGCAGGGAGCCCUCCUCGCAGGCUGCACUGAGCAUAUGCCUGGUGGGAGCUGUCCUGGGAUGAACUGGGGCCCUGACUCAUCUGCUCCAGGGCCAGGAGAAAGCCUGGCUGUCCCUAAGCCUCUUGCCUGAGUUUGCUAUUUCCAGCUGAUGAUGAUCUGGCUUGGAAAGCGACAGCACACAGAGAGUGGGAGAUCUCUCCAUGACAGGGCUGCCACAGGAUUAAGCAUCUGAGAAAGGCACUGCGGGGAGGAAGAACUUUGAUCAUUAGAUUGGAACCUAGGAGCAGAAAGGCUCCACUCAGCAGAAUGCUGCUGUGACUGCAGCCACUUCCUGUGCACGCCUCCAUCUGCGGAAGCAGCACCUCUAGGAAUGCGGGGGAAGCUAGGGUUACUGGAAUCCAGAGGGAACUUGGUUGCCUAGAGCUGCACCUUUCUCCCAGGAUGUGCCCCUGCUCCAGCGGCUUUCUCCAGCCCUAUCGCUUCACUGCCCGAACACGAUUGAAAGCUCUGCAUGCUGCCGGCGUGUUCUAGCCUCAUGCAGGCUCCCCUUGCAGAGCCCAGAGCAGCGGACAGCAAUGUGAAAACCAUCCUCAUGUCGUGUCUCAAAGGGCAACAAGUUAUCAUCAAAAUGGAGGCGAUGAAGAUCAUCCACCCAGAGAAGUUCUCGGAACUCCAGGCCUCCCAGCCGCGCUACACCUCAGCGCCCCGCCGGGAGCCCCCCCUCGUGGCCAAGCGCGCCUGGCCAUCAGAGUCCGAGAUCAUUGUCAAUCAGGCUUGUGGGGACAUCCCUGCCCUGGACAGUAAUCCUGGCUCUCUGGGGCUGCCCCGGACUCCGCCCCUGCCGCGGCGAGAGCGAAUAUACCAAGGGCAGCGCAAGGGCAGCUCAGAGGUCUGUUACCACCGCCAGCCGCCCUCAGACGAGGUGAUCGUUAACCAGUACGUACUGCACCCCUCCACACCGUGCGAGCCCCUCGAGUGCCCCACCUGCGGCCACAUGUACAACUUCACCAACAAGCGGCCCCGCAUCCUCUCCUGCCUGCACUCGGUGUGCGAGGAGUGCCUGCAGAUCCUCUAUGAGUCCUGCCCCAAGUACAAGUUCAUCUCCUGCCCCACCUGCAAGCGGGAAACCGUGCUCUUCACUGACUACGGGCUGGCCGCGCUGGCCGUGAACACCAGUAUCCUGAACAGACUGCCGGCUGAGGCCCUGGCUGCCAACCCCGUACAGUGGAGCAGCGACGCCGACCGCAGCUGCUACCAGACCUUCCGCCAGUACUGCGGCGCAGCCUGCACCUGCCACAUCCGAAAUCCACUGUCUUCCUGCACCAUCAUGUAACCUGUGCAUCCCGCCCUGCCUAGCUCUGCACCGCCUCCCUGCCCCGGGGGCCGGACAGUGUGAGAGAAGACCACGGACCAGUCCCAGGGGAUGACAGGACCGAGUGAGGGUGGCAGGUCUGACUCGCUCCCCUGGCACUGCACUAUACACAUCAUCCCCCUGGCCCAGCUCCCCGCUCCAGCACAGGGCAUCCCCACCUGCUCAGUGCUCAAGUUUAGGUGGGGGCUGCUGGGAACACAGCCCCCGUGGUAAUAAGAAGCCACUGGCUGAGCAGAGGUGCUCCCCUUGGGCUUGGCAGUGCUCCAGAGCAAGGGACAUUCCUAUCCUGCGGCUCACGCUCCCCCUGUGCGUCUGGACAGGUGCCACCCAGCCCGCUGUGCUCACUCCCUGGGCAGCUUGCUUCCUGUUCCCUUCCCCUGGCUCUGUGGCCUGGUCAGGGUGGAUCAGCUCCGCCCAGGGGCGGCCCCACCACUGGCCUGGCUGACCCGCGGCGCUGGCGCCCCCAUGCUGCUCAGCACACUCAACCUACAGAGGUGACACAGGUGGAGAGCCUGGGAGCCUCCCAGGGCUGAACUGGGCUGCACGUGAGACCUGUACCUGCCUCCCACAGGGAUGGGAUGGGGAGGUUGCCACACGUCAGUCAGAUCCUCUCUGCAUUAUUUGCCAAAGCUUUCAUCUCGGUGGCCAAGCUGACAUGCAUCAAAGUAACUGCAGCCAAUUAAACCCGUUGCCAUUGGCCUCCCAUUAUUAACGGACAUAGCCCAUUUCCUCCACAGGCCCUCCAGGAAAGCUCCCAUUUGUCCUCGUUUUGGAGGAUCUUUGUUUGCCCAUUCCUGUCUGGGGACGCCCCAUCCUUUGGGUGGUUCGUGUUAAUAAAGGCAUUGAGUUGUGAUCCUUC